GACCCCGGUGCCGCCGCGGCCCCUCCGGCGCGCGAGGCGGCCGUCGACCCAGACCCCGACCUCCCGCCCGGCCUGCCCGCGGCGGGCGGCGGCGAGGCGGAGGCAGAGGCGGAGGCUGGCGCCGCAGGCCCUCCCAGGGGUGGCGCUACGGGCCCCAAGGCGCUGUUCGACGACACGGGCGGCGUGGUGCUCCCGCCCAAGGAGGCUGGCCUGCUGCGGUCCGCGAUGCUGCUCCCGGACGACGAGCUCGUCGAGCUGCUGCGGCUGACGCUGGAGACGAGGCCGUCGAUAUGCGAUCACGUGGCCGAG
Molecule: messenger RNA, 309 nt
Organism: Prorocentrum cordatum
Lineage: Eukaryota; Dinophyceae; Prorocentrales; Prorocentraceae
Source: the annotation of a GenBank genome assembly